AAACAACCCAAAUAAAGAAAAAUGAAAAUCUUGAUUCUACUUACACUCCUUACAAUCUCAGAGCUUUGUGUUGUGGAUGCGUGCCGAUCAUACUGUGGAAACAUAACCGUGGAUUAUCCGUUUGGAAUCCGAAAUGGAUGUGGGCAUCCAGGGUAUAGAGAUCUCUUGUUUUGUAUGAACGAUGUGUUGAUGUUUCACAUAAGUUCAGGUUCUUAUAGAGUGUUGGAUAUUGACUACGCGUAUCAGUCCAUAACGCUGCAUGAUCCUCACAUGUCGACCUGCGAAACCAUUGUGCUUGGUGGCAAAGGGAAUGGCUUUGAAGCUGAGGAUUGGAGAGCUCCUUAUUUCAAUCCUACCUCUGAUAAUGUCUUCAUGUUGAUCGGAUGUUCUCCUAAAUCUCCUAUAUUUCAAGGCUUUCCUGAUAAAAAAUUGCCAUGCCGCAAUAUUUCUGGAAUGAGCUGCGAAGAGUACAUGUCGUGUCCAGCAUGGGAUAUGGUCGGAUACAGACAACCGGGUCCAUCAUCCGGUUCGGGUCCACCCAUGUGCUGUGCGGUCAGAUUCGAAUCCGUAAAAGCGAUUAAUCUAAGUAGGCUGGAGUGUGAAGGAUACAGUAGUGCAUACAAUCUUGCACCGUUGAAGCUUGAAGGACCUUCUGAUUGGGCUUAUGGUAUACGAGUCAAGUACGAGCUACAAGGAAGUGAUGCAUUUUGUCGCGCGUGUGUUGCAACUUCAGGGACUUGUGGCUACGAAUCUGCCGGUGGUGGAGGGCUUAGGCAUGUUUGCAUCUGUGACCACCACAAUUCUACCACAAACUGUGACUCAGUUAUAACACCAACCGGUGCAUCUUCAAGUGUUCGACCCAAAAUUAUUGGAUCACUGAUCUUCUUCUUCAUAACUAUGAACAUAAAUCUUCAAAGAAGACAAUGAGUUACUCAUUAAUAA
This is a messenger RNA of Eutrema salsugineum, 942 nucleotides long. RefSeq lists its product as uncharacterized. NCBI's taxonomy places the organism in Eukaryota, Viridiplantae, Streptophyta, Magnoliopsida, Brassicales, Brassicaceae. The coding region runs from base 22 to 927 and encodes 301 amino acids. The record is from RefSeq and is a predicted model, not a curated record. The transcript has 4 exons. Gene Ontology annotation, molecular function: polysaccharide binding.